AAAGAUUAUGAAUAAUAAUAAAUUUGUUUGGCAAGGGCCCAUCUCAGGUCCACAAGUCCACUUUGUUCGCAGUCACCGGUUGCUAGCCGCGUAAUGAUCAAGAAUUUAUCGCAUACAAAGGUUUGAUUACCAUCUUUGCAUGAUGCUAGUGGAAGCUGUUUUGCUGUUUGUCAGCGUAGUUUUUCUACUCUACAUCUACCGUUACAUUACAGCGGGAUCCACUAACAUGCCGCCGGGGCCGACACCUUUGCCUCUGAUAGGCAAUCUGCUGAGCAUUAAAAGCUCUAAUAUUCAUUUCGAAUUAGCCAAUCUUGCAAAGACCCAUGGGGAUAUUAUGAUGAUCGAGUUGUUUGGGAUGAAGAUUGUAGUUGUAACGUCAGGCCCACUUGCAAGAGAAGUACUCAUGGGUAAACAUAUUAACGACUUCGCGGGAAGACCUAAAAGAUUCACUUUCGAGUACAUGUCUAAAGGCUACAAAGACAUCGCCUUGAAUGACUAUAGUCCUGGCCUUGUUUGGAAAAGAAAGAUCGUUCAUUCAGGUCUGCGGAAGUAUUUCCCAAGUUUAGGAGACACAAUCGCUAAAGAGCUGGCCAAACUUGAAGAUAAAUUGAACAGCGAUGUUGGUGUCCCAGUCGACUCGAAAGACGAGUUCUUUCUUCUUGUCUUAAACAUUAUCUGUUCUUUCUUGUCUGGAAAGGCAUUUGAUAAAGAAGACCCGGAGUUCAGCGAGACCCUUGAAUUAGUUACCAAGACAGUAGAUACUCUAUCUAUGUCCGCGUCCAUCUUGGACGCAUUUCCAUUCCUGAUUCAUUUCCCUCUCCAAGCUUCCAAGAAUUUCAAGAGAAUCGCAGAACUGAGGGAUAAACUUAUGGGUAAUAUCCUGACGUUCCACAAGGAGACCUUCAACGAGAAUCACAUCCGGGACCUGACGGAUGCUUUCUUGAAGGCCAAACUUGACAUCGAGAGGGAAGACAAGAAGGCAGCGGGAGAAGUGACAGAUGAAGAAGUCGCCUUAAUGAUGAUGGACGUUUAUCUCGCAGGACUGGAAACCACUGUCACCAGCCUCCGCUGGAUUAUAGCAUACCUAAUGAACAACCAAGAAGUCCAAUCGCGAGUGCAAUCCCGUAUCGAUGACGUCAUUGGUGACCGUAGGCCAUUAAUGUCCGACCGCCAAGGCUUACCAUAUAUGGAAGCACUGGUCGCAGAAGUUCUACGGUUGUCGCCGCCGAUUCCUUUGGGUCUUCCACAUAAGUCCAUACUUGAUACGACGAUCGACGGAUACACGAUCCCAAAAGGUACCACCGUUCUCUUCAACCUGUGGGCGAUCCACCACGACCCGAGAGAGUGGCCAGAGCCGGACAAGUUUGACCCGGACAGAUUUAUAAACGAAGACGGCAAGUUCGAGGUCCCUGGUGACCGUAACUUUCUACCGUUCAUGGCUGGGAGGCGGGUUUGUCUGGGCGAGUCGCUGGCGAAGAUGGAGCUCUUUCUCAUUAUGACUCGUCUUCUCCAGCAGUUCACGUUUGAACCACCGACCGGUCAUCCACCCCCUGAACUGACAGGAAUAUCAGCCGCCACGUAUUUCCCCAAGCCCUAUAGCUUCUGUGCAAAGCCUAGAAAAGGCCGCACUUCCACUUAAUUGAGCUUAGGCUUUUGUGCAAAAUCUCGAAAAGGCCGCAUCUCCUGUUAAUAGAGCUUAAUAGCUCUUGUACAAAAUAACCUAGAAAAGGCCGCAAUUCAAGUUAAUUGAGCCUAACAGUUCUUGUACAAAAUCUAGAAAAGGCCCACCUCCAGUUUAUUGAGCUUAGAAGCUUUUGUGCAAAAUCCACCCUUCCUGUUGAUAGGAUUUGGCUUCACAGCCAGGGCCGUAGCCAACAUGAGGCAAGUGAGGCACUCGCCUCGGUAAAAUUUUGAUCCUUUUAGUGUUUCACAAUUGAAAAGUAUGAGAUAAAACACCUGCUUUUGUUGGAUUUAUCAUCCAGUGGCUAACUUUGUCGGUAAAAUUUUGAUUCUGGCUACAGGCCUGCAGCUUUUGUGCAUCUCCAGCUCUUGUACAAAAUAACCUAAGAAAAGGCCGCACUUCAAGUUAACAAAGCUAAGCGAGGAAGGCUUAAGGGGGGGCUACCACAAAACCGCACGGAAAGUCCAAAAAAUAAUGCAAACUGCAUCACCACAAACCCUUGCACAAAUCCUUUUGACUGUAAGCUUUACAUUUUUUUUUGUAAAACCUAGAAAUGGCUGUACAUAACCUAGUUAACAAUACAGCAGUCGGAAACCAUAAUUAUCCGCUGUUUUCCUUUGCCUUACGAUGGCUUUAAAAAAAUCCAUAGAUAAGAUUUGCAAAAGCAAAAUAAUUAACAAUGGCCACGAUCCAGUAUUUCGUCGAAAUAUUCACGCAACCGAGUCAUUAUGAUUAUAUAUAUUCAAGACAUCAUCUACUAUUGAUUUUAUAUACAAUAGCUUAUGCAUAUUCACAUAUCAUCAAUUAUUGAUUUCAUAUACAAUUUUGUCACAUUAAAAAUCGUUGUUCGAGA
This is a messenger RNA of Nematostella vectensis (starlet sea anemone), 2534 nucleotides long. RefSeq names its product steroid 17-alpha-hydroxylase/17,20 lyase. The coding region runs from base 140 to 1639 and encodes 499 amino acids. The transcript has 2 exons. Gene Ontology annotation, molecular function: steroid 17-alpha-monooxygenase activity; iron ion binding; heme binding. Gene Ontology annotation, biological process: progesterone metabolic process; hormone biosynthetic process. The record is from RefSeq and is a predicted model, not a curated record. NCBI's taxonomy places the organism in Eukaryota, Metazoa, Cnidaria, Anthozoa, Actiniaria, Edwardsiidae.